This is a messenger RNA of Cyphellophora attinorum, 1737 nucleotides long. Its product is annotated as Dol-P-Glc:Glc(2)Man(9)GlcNAc(2)-PP-Dol alpha-1,2-glucosyltransferase. The record is from RefSeq and is a predicted model, not a curated record. Gene Ontology annotation, biological process: dolichol-linked oligosaccharide biosynthetic process; protein N-linked glycosylation. NCBI's taxonomy places the organism in Eukaryota, Fungi, Ascomycota, Eurotiomycetes, Chaetothyriales, Cyphellophoraceae. Gene Ontology annotation, molecular function: dolichyl pyrophosphate Glc2Man9GlcNAc2 alpha-1,2-glucosyltransferase activity. Gene Ontology annotation, cellular component: endoplasmic reticulum. The transcript has a single exon. Bases 1 to 1737 code for a protein of 578 amino acids.
AUGGCUGUCUCCGACUGGGUCUCCGUCGAAGUCCGGCGAGCUGGUCUCCUUGCCGUGGUAUGUGCUGGUCAUUACACUUGGAGGCAGCUGGUCAACCUCGAAGUCCCAUGCCCCUACCUGGAUGAGGUGUUCCAUGCUCCUCAAGCCCAGACCUAUUGGGAAGGAAAGUGGACGGAAUGGGAUCCCAAGAUCACGACGCCGCCGGCACUGUAUGUGUUCAGCUACGGAGUCAAUGCGUUCAGAGCGUUCUUCUACGAGGAGACCACGGACGCCUUCGAGCACAAUACGGCAGACCUACGGCUGGUGAACUUGAUAUUGCUGUACGUGCUACUGGUAGCGUUGUAUGCGUGGGCGGCGAUUUCGAGGAGGGAAAUCAAUGAGCAGAGUGUGCUGCAGCGGGAGUUCAGCUUCAUCUGCUUCCCGUUACUGUUCUUCUUCUCGGGUUUGUACUACACGGAUGUGAUGUCAACGUUGACCGUGGUCAUCACAUACAACUUCUGGCUUGCUGGCGUUUCGGCGCACGGCUGGGGCAAAGUCCUGUGCAAGGCCAUGCACGUUUGCUUUGGGCUGGUCUCUCUGGCUACGAGACAAACCAAUAUCUUCUGGGUUGCUGUCUUCCUGGGUGGACUACAGGUGAUCGAGACAUUGAAUGAGCAGGUCGGUGAAAACGAGGUCCACGAUCCUGCUAUCUCAGAAGCAUAUUUUGAAGGUCAGCCUAUAGGUCUAGCACAGAAGACUAUCAAUUCUGACAUACUCGCACUAGACUUCGUCACCACUGCGAUCUCCGUAGGCCACAAUGCACUCCGCGUGUUGCCGCGCUUGAUCAUCGACCUUCUACCGCAGCUUGUCCUGCUGGCCAGCUUUGCGGCAUUUGUCGCGUGGAACGGUGGGGUUGUGCUGGGUAAGAACAUCUUCUCUCACAGCAGCAACGUCAAGACUGAACACUGGGCAGGCGACAAAUCGAACCACAUCGCCUCAAUCCACCUGACUCAACUACUCUACUUCUUCGCGUUGACAAUCUUCUUUUCAUGGCCAGCACUGCUGCCUCAGCUCAGCAGCUUUUCCUUAGGCAUCAGAUCCCGCUUGCCUCGCCUAUCGGUCCUUGCAGGCUUCACCAUUCUCGCCCUGAUCAUCAUCCACUUCAACACCCUGGUCCAUCCAUUCACGCUUGCGGACAACCGCCACUACCCGUUCUACGUCUUCCGCUACUUCGUCAUACCAUUCCCGCGGAAGUACCUGCUCGCGCCAAUGUAUGUGCUUUGCGGCUGGUUAGCUAUCACGGCACUUGGACCCGUUGCAACGACUCCGACUGCUCGGAUCUCGACCACGGCUAAACCGAAACAAAAAGCAGAUGAUGAGUCUCGCGAGAUCAUCUUUCAGCGAGCUGACACUGUCCAUGUGUCCUUCGUUCUGGUCUUUCUGAUCUCGGCGGCUCUAAGCUUGAUUACCGCGCCACUGGUCGAACCACGGUACUUCAUGAUUCCGUGGUCGAUAUGGCGGCUGCAUGUCCCGGAGGUGCUGGAAUCGGAUGCACCGAAGCAGAAAGCGAUUGGAAGUGCAAAAGACCCGCGGCAGCCAGGUGUGUUCAUACGCGGUCUUGAAUUGGUUGCUGCUCAGGCGCCCUCGAUCGAGCUGCUCUGGUACAUGGCUAUCAACAUCGUCACGGGAUACAUGUUCCUGUAUCGACCGUUCGCUUGGCCGCAGGAGCCCGGAAAACUGCAGCGCUUCAUGUGGUGA